Molecule: messenger RNA, 1254 nt
Organism: Mytilus californianus (California mussel)
Lineage: Eukaryota; Metazoa; Mollusca; Bivalvia; Mytilida; Mytilidae
Exons: 2
Coding region: 78-578 (166 amino acids)
Source: RefSeq, a predicted model, not a curated record
ACUUUCAAGCGCCUGUGCGAUAAAUUGACAUUGACAACGAACUUGGAAACUGAUUUUGGACGUCUUCCUCUUGCAAAAUGACAGCCCUUAGUAUGGGCGCUUUUGGCGCCUAUCGGUUACAAUACAGUAAAUAUUUAAAAGAACAAGACGAGAUGGCGAGGAAAGAAAGUGAAGAUCCGGAAACUGUGUGGGUAACAAAACGUUAUAUUCCAACAGAUUUACGGACGACUGCACCUGUCCCUAGACACAAGUUAUUAGCCCCAAAACAACUUCCAUUUCCAGACCGGCACUGGGUUCCCCCUACAGAUCCACCACUCAGAGGUUUUGAACGGAAAACGCUUCCAGUCAUUUUUAGAUCUCAUCCAAGUACAAGAUCUGAACAAUAUUCAACACUUCGACAAAUGUUGCCGUCAAAGGGAAGUUAUGGUACAUUUCCACCUCCUCGCUGGGGAACUGGAUGUGGUGUUCCAGUGGUGUAUGAAGAGCGACCCCAAAAGAGAUUUCCUAUCAUAAAUAGUCCAAUGACAAUGUACGUAGAUGAGAUGCAUACGACCAACAAAUUGUUCAAGUUACACUAGAGAAAGAGGAGUUAUUCUUACUCGAAACCCAGAAACGAAUUUAAACGAUUGCUUCUUUAUCAUAUAGUUAUUCACAUGACUGAACCAAACUUGUUUGCUUUCCUUCUACAAUCAUAAAAAGAUACUAUUUUAUUCCAUACCAGUAUUCAGUGUGCUAGACGAUCUCUUGUAACUAUUAAACCAUUCAGUAUUAUGUCAUAAAAUAUUGUUAUUAUUGUUGAAAAUUUGUUUGUAACCUGUCUUUCUUGUUAGAUAUAUUUUUGAUAGAUGUUUUUCACAUUUUAUAGAUACACUGCAUUUGAAAAUACCAUUGACAAUUUGUUAUCUACAACUAAAGAUCAGUUCGACCAGAGUGUUAUAUUUGUAAGUCGUUUUCUUGAUGUUGAACGAGAUUAUUGACAACAGGCGGGAGAAAGUACAACCACAUGCGCAUUAAAUAUAACGAAAUGUCAAUGGUAUUUUUAAGCAUGGUGUAUGUGUUUUUCACAGUAUUACUAUAAAUUCAUUAGUCACUUCAGUAUUAGUGUAAACAGUAUUUAAAGUCUUGCUCAAGUACCUUUUGUUAUGCAAUACUUACUUGUUAUAAAUGUUUUUGAGAGUUUAACAUACCAUUGUUGUUUAUAGAUUUUCAUGUUUUGCAUAAUCUGCUGUCAUAAUAAAAUCAAUUUUAAAUAUC